AUGCCCGCGUCUGUGUCACAAUCUAGCUAUUGUUAUCCUUCUGAAGAUCCAGCUAAUGGUUUAUCAGGGUAUGAUCAUGACAAUAAAGCAGAAGAACAAUAUAUAGAAGAAGCUAGUCGUAAUAAUGAGGAGUCGGCUUAUCCUGCUGAAGCAUAUGAAGUUUCAGACUAUGAACAUCAACUUCCCAUAUCUUCUUUUUAUUCUUCUGAGCAUGUUCUAAACAACUGUGAAAAGGGUAAAAGCCGUAGUGAUCUUGAUUCAAAAACAGAAAGUCCUUAUGGAUCACACUCGGAUGAUUCUAAUAAAUAUGGUUUUGGUGUGGGCACGGGCGACGAUUAUUUCUCUAGCGAAAGAGUUAAUUAUAGUUUGAAUUAUCCGCAUACUCCUGGUGGUGGUAAUCAGCGUUCGCGAACAAUUUAUACCGCAUGGAGUUCUGAUAACCAAAUCCCUGUAUCCAAAGAAGAAAUUGAGGACAUCUUCAUUGAUCUUACCAAUAAAUUUGGUUUUCAAAAAGAUAGUAUGCGCAACAUGUUUGACCAUUUCAUGUGCAUAUUAGAUUCUCGCGCUUCUCGAAUGGCCCCAUCGCAGGCUUUAAUGACCCUUCAUGCCGAUUAUAUUGGUGGAGAGCAUGCUAAUUAUCGCAAGUGGUAUUUUGCAACCCACAUGUAUUUGGAUGAUGCUCUCUCUGAUGUAAGCGCUGGAAUAACUUUCCAAGAUCCAAUCAAUGGCAAUUUUUACGAACAGUGGAAUCAACGCAUGAACCGAAUGUCACAAUAUGACCGUAUUCGCCAACUCGCGUUAUGGCUUUUAUUAUGGGGUGAAGCUGCUCAGAUUCGCUUUACUAGUGAAUGCUUGUGCUUUAUAUUUAAAUUGGCUGAUGAUUAUGCAAAAAGUCCUGAAUAUAAAGCAAAAAUACAGCCUGUUCCUGAAGGUGAAUAUCUUAAGAAUGUCAUUACUCCACUCUACAGAUACAUUCGUGAUCAAAGUUAUAAAAUUAUUGAUGGAACUUUCAUCAAGAAAGAAAAAGAUCACGCAGAUACAGUCGGUUAUGAUGACGUAAAUCAAUUAUUUUGGAAUCCUGAGAGUAUUAAUCGUAUUAUGUUACAAGAUAGAAGAACCCCUCUCAUGGCUUUACUUUCAAGUCAACGCUAUAAAAUGCUUUCUGAAGUAAAUUGGAACCGUGUUUUUGAAAAAACUUAUAAGGAAAGACGAACAUGGCUUCACCUUGCUGUCAAUUUUACGCGUAUAUGGAUUAUUCAUGUUGCAACCUUUUGGUAUUAUACAGCUUAUAAUGCGCCAUUCCUUUAUACAGACCCCAAAAAACCGGAGCUUGCGGUUCAAUUGUCAAUCGUAGCUUUUGGUGGGGCAGUGUCCACCUUGAUCAUGAUUGUUGGAUGCAUUUGUGAAUUCUUCUUUAUUCCUCUGAAUACCGAGAGUAUCUCAAUGUUAUUACGACGUCUAACUUAUUUGUUUAUCAUUCUGGUCAUUAACACUGCACCUACAUACUAUAUUGUCAUAAAAGCACGUACUACACAGUUAUCCUUGGUGAUUGGGAUAACUCAAUUGUUCAUUUCAUUGUUAACAACAUUGGCUUUUGCCAUGAUUCCAAGUGCUAACUUGUUAGGUGGUCUAUCAAAAAGUUCUCAAAAAUAUCAAGCAUUCAAGACAUAUACUGCCAGUUAUCCUGUACUCAAUCGUACCGACCGUACGAUAUCCAUUGGCCUUUGGUGUUGUGUAUUUGGUUGCAAAAUGAUUGAGUCCUAUUUUUUCUUAUCACUUUCUUUUAAAGAUCCACUUAAAGCAAUGGCAAACAGUAGAGUUUUGGAUUGUGGUGAUAGACUUGCUGGUGGAAUUAUUUGUUCUUAUAUGCCAGUAAUGUCCAUUAUUAUUAUGUUUUUUAUGGAUCUUGUACUUUUUUUCUUGGACACAUACCUUUGGUAUGUCAUCUGGAAAACUAUUUUUUCCGUGAUUCGAUCAUUUUAUCUUGGUAUUUCUAUUUGGACACCUUGGCAAAACAUCUUUUCCAUGUUACCUAAACGGAUAUACGCAAAGCUUUUGGCCACGUAUAACAUAAAGUUCAAACAUAAACCAAAAGCUCUAAUAUCACAAGUCUGGAACGCUAUAAUUAUUUCUAUGUAUAGAGAACAUUUACUAUCUUCUGAUAAUGUACAAAGAUUACUGUACCAGCAGGUUCUUUCUGAUAAUGGAAAACGAACUUUAAAAACACCAAUGCUCUUUACAUCCAAUAAAUCAAAUCGAGAAGAAUAUUUUCCAUCAUCGAGUGAGGCCGAACGUCGUAUUUUAUUUUUUGCGCAAAGUUUAUCAACAUCAAUUCCAAAUCCUUUACCUGUACAAAAUAUGCCUACUUUCACCGUGUUAACACCUCAUUACUCUGAAAAGAUUCUUCUUUCACUUCGUGAAAUUAUUCGUGAAGAAGACCAAAACACUCGAGUAACUUUGAUUGAAUACCUAAAACAACUCCAUCCAAUUGAAUGGGAUAAUUUUGUCAAAGACACAAAGAUUUUGGCCGAAGGACAUGACUUGAAUGCAGUUCCAGAUCAAUUUAGAAAUGAUUAUUCAAAGGAAAUGAAAAAUAAAAAGUUAGAUGAUUUACCAUUUUAUUCUAUUGGUUUUAAGUCUUCUGCUCCUGAAUUUACAUUACGCACUCGUAUGUGGGCUUCACUUCGUUCACAAACUUUAUAUCGAACAAUUUCUGGGUUCAUGAAUUAUUCAAAGGCGAUUAAACUUUUAUACUCUAUUGAAAAUCCGGAGGUUUCGACAAUGUUUAAUAAUAAUCUAGAAAAACUUGAAGAAGAGUUAAAUUCUAUGGCUAAUCGCAAAUUUAAGUUCUUAGUCUCCAUGCAACAAUAUAAUAAAUUUAGUGAAGAAGAAAAAGAAAAUGUGGAGUUCUUGUUACGCGUGUACCCAAACCUUCAGAUCGCUUACCUUGAUGAAGUUCCUUCUGAAAAUGAAGAAGAAUCAAAAGUAUUCUCUGUGUUAAUCGAUGGCUAUUGUGAGAUUUUACCUGAUGGUAAACGAAAACCAAAAUACUGUAUCCAACUUCCUGGUAAUCCUAUACUUGGAGAUGGUAAAUCAGAUAAUCAAAACCAUUCUAUAAUCUUCUGUCGUGGUGAAUAUCUUCAAUUGGUGGACGCGAAUCAAGAUAACUAUCUUGAAGAAUGUCUUAAAAUUCGUAAUAUUCUUGGAGAAUUUGAACAAUAUAAUAUGCCAAAGACCUCUCCAUAUUCACCUGCUGCUAAUGAUAUUUCCGUGGCUAUUGUUGGUGCUCGUGAAUAUAUCUUUUCAGAAAAUUAUGGCAUACUUGGAGAUGUUGCAGCUGGUAAAGAAUGGACUUUUAGUACUCUAACUCAACGCAUAACAGCAAGAAUAGGCGGCAGAUUGCAUUAUGGACACCCUGAUUUCUUAAAUUUUAUAUUCAUGACAACUCGUGGUGGUAUAUCCAAAGCUCAAAAAGGUUUACAUCUUAAUGAGGACAUUUACGCUGGUAUUAACGCAUUUAAUCGCGGUGGACGUAUAAAACAUGCAGAAUAUUAUCAAUGUGGUAAAGGCCGUGAUCUUGGUUUUAGUUCUAUUCUUAAUUUUACUACUAAGAUUAGUACUGGUAUGGGUGAGCAAAUGUUGUCACGAGAAUAUUAUUAUCUUGGAACACAACUUCCUUUAGAUCGGUUUUUGACAUUCUAUUAUGCACAUCCUGGUUUUCAUGUGAACAACAUUUUCAUAAUGCUGUCGGUACAAUUAUUCAUGUUUGGUAUGAUGUUCAUUGGCUCAAUGGCUUCAACUUUAACUUUAUGCGACUUUAAUCCGGAUCCAACAGUUCCACUUAAUCCGCCUGGAUGUCAUAAUCUUUUCCCUGUUUUUGAUUGGAUUAAACGAUCAAUAAUUUCUAUCUUUAUUGUAUUUUUUGUGGCAUUUUUACCACUGUUCCUGCAAGAAUUGACAGAAAAGGGGUUUUUCCGCAGUAUAAUUCGUCUUGUCAAACAUUUGAUGUCGUUAUCACCAUUCUUUGAAGUUUUUAAUACUCAAAUUUGCGCCAGUAGUAUAAUGUCAAAUCUUAACUUUGGUGGAGCUCGUUAUAUUGCUACUGGACGAAGAUUUGCUACUUCUCGUAUCCCAUUUUCGAUUUUAUACUCACGGUUUGCUGGACCUAGCAUUUACUUUGGAAUGAGAAUCUUAUUAAUAUUACUUUUUGUCACAAUGACAAUGUGGUUACCGCAUCUUAUAUAUUUUUGGGUUACAGUUAUAGCUUUAUCUAUUUCACCAUUCCUUUUUAAUCCACAUCAAUUUUCUCUUUCUGAAUUUAUCAUUGAUUACCGAGAAUUCUUAAGGUGGAUGUCACGUGGAAAUUCCAAAUCUCACACCAAUUCUUGGAUCGCUUACUGUCGUGUAUCCAGGACAAUGAUUACUGGUAAUAAGCGGAAACGAUUAGGUCAUCCUUCAGAGAAAUUAGUUGAUACUCCUCGACCAAAUUUUGCAGUUAUUUUUGUACCGGAAAUCUUAACACCGUUUAUAUCAGCAGCACUUUGUAUAAUAGCCUUUAUGUUUGUAAAGAGUUUCGAUCCUUUAAAUCCUGGUACGCCAAACAAAGGUCCCAGUGCUCUCAUACGUAUUUGCGCUAUAGCUAUUGGACCAAUUAUAAUGAAUGCAGCAGCACUUGCCGGUCUUUUCUUUGUCUCAUGUUGCCUUGGACCGAUUAUGAACAGAUGUUUUAAAAGAUUUGGAUCAAUUAUCGCAGCUAUAGCACACGCCUGGGCAGUUCUUAAUUUAAUUGGAUCUUUUGAACUUUUAUGGUUUAUCGAAGUUUGGAACUUAAGUCAUGCUAUAUUAGGCAUGAUAGCUCUAACUGCUAUUCAAAGAUUUAUUUGCAAAUUCUUGAUCGUUGUUUUUUUGACACGAGAAUUUAAGCAUGAUGAAACAAAUCGAGCUUGGUGGACAGGAAAAUGGCAUGGACGUGGAUUUGGUGCGUCAAUAAUUACUCAACCUUUUCGUGAAUAUAUUUGUAAAAUCACCAAGCAAGCAAAUUAG
Molecule: messenger RNA, 5043 nt
Organism: Dentiscutata erythropus
Lineage: Eukaryota; Fungi; Glomeromycota; Glomeromycetes; Diversisporales; Gigasporaceae
Source: the annotation of a GenBank genome assembly